AUGAUGCAGCCGCCGUCACUGCCGCCAUGGAGGCGGCUCACCGAAGAUGAAGAAACUUCAAUCAUGGUCGCUGCACUCAAGAAUGUGAUAACCGGAAAUACUGCGACGGUUAACCAACGGCAGGAAUAUGAUCACCGGCAGUUCUCUCCGUCCAGUUAUUCUCCGGCCACACCUGUCGCCGUUAGUGAGCCAGUGGAUCCUGUUCCUCAAACGUGUCCGGUUUGUCGGAUUAGCGGGUGCUUGGGAUGUAAUUUCUUUACGGCUGAUAUGAAACAGAACGACGGAGGCAGUGGUGGUGCUGGUGGUCCGAUUAAGAAAACGAAGAAGAAUUACAGAGGAGUGAGACAGAGGCCGUGGGGAAAAUGGGCAUCGGAGAUUCGGGACCCACGUAAAGCAGCUCGGGUAUGGUUAGGUACUUUUGAGACUGCUGAAGCAGCUGCUCGGGCUUAUGACAGAGCAGCGAUAGAAUUCAGGGGAGCCAGAGCGAAGCUCAAUUUUCCGGUGACUGAUUACACGACAAAACCGUUGUCGCAACUGGAAAACCAGCAGACAGCUGCAUCGUCAUCAAGAAAAAAACAAGAAACCGAGAAGAAACACGUCGUAGAAAAGAAAACAAAUGCUUUGGAGAAAGAGAGUGAAGAUUGGAUGAUGACGAUGAUACAAGACGUCGAUGUCGAUGGCGGUUUCCCCGACUUAACAAAUCUUGAAUCAAUCUAA
Molecule: messenger RNA, 717 nt
Organism: Lactuca saligna
Lineage: Eukaryota; Viridiplantae; Streptophyta; Magnoliopsida; Asterales; Asteraceae
Source: the annotation of a GenBank genome assembly